AUGGUCAACCCCGUAUCAACAGGUAAGAUGGCCUCUGUAUCAGCAGAGAACGAUCAGCCAGCGGUCCUUCUCAAACUUAUCAUUUUCGCUGUAUCUAUGGCGGUAGCUCCUAUUGGUACCUACUUCUUGGUUUUGAACCAAUUCACACAAGGAAAUACCAUCGCCUCAGCAAUAUCAGCAAUAGUCGCAGCAAAUAUCAUUUUGGUGGCAUAUAUCGUAGUAGCAAUGAUAGAAGACCGUUCAUUCCCUACCACAUCAAAUAAACCGGUGACAGAGGUGAAGAAGAAUAAAUGA
This is a messenger RNA of Kwoniella shivajii, 294 nucleotides long. RefSeq lists its product as uncharacterized. Gene Ontology annotation, cellular component: endoplasmic reticulum membrane. The record is from RefSeq and is a predicted model, not a curated record. The coding region runs from base 1 to 294 and encodes 97 amino acids. The transcript is spliced from 3 exons. Gene Ontology annotation, biological process: vacuolar proton-transporting V-type ATPase complex assembly. Lineage: Eukaryota; Fungi; Basidiomycota; Tremellomycetes; Tremellales; Cryptococcaceae.